This is a messenger RNA of Rotaria sp. Silwood1, 1836 nucleotides long. NCBI's taxonomy places the organism in Eukaryota, Metazoa, Rotifera, Eurotatoria, Philodinida, Philodinidae. The record is from the annotation of a GenBank genome assembly.
AUGCAAGUGCAAGAGAACGACAUACAUCAAAAUUCGAAUUGGAUUAAAAAACGAAAAUUGGACAAUGUAGAUCUCUUUUCAUAUUUAUAUUCAAAAAGAAUCUAUUCAAAUAAGUGUCGUUUUGAAGAUCUAGCCAAUGAACUUUUUUAUGAAAUAUUUGAAUAUCUUGAUCUUUAUGAUAUUUAUCGAGGAUUUUUCAAUUUAAAUCAACGAUUUCAAAAUUUAAUUAUCAAUUCAAAUUUUCCAAAUCAAAUCAACAUUUCCACAAUGUCAAAAUCAAAAUUUGAAUAUUAUCAUAAAAAUAUUCUUCUACCAAAUAAACAUCGAAUUUAUCUAAUUCGUUUAUCGAUUCCAUUUAUGAGUGAACUUAUUUUCUCGUCUGCAUAUACAAUUUUGCGAUUUAUUCAUCUCCAAACAUUAAUAAUUGAUCAUAUUGAAAUGAAAGAUUUUAUUAAACUUUCUAAUCAUUUAGCGCAUUUACGUGAAUUACAUUCAUUAAUUAUUUCUCUUGCUGAUCAUAUACAAUCAUUAAAUGUUCUAUUUUCUUCGAUUUUUCAAUUAAAGAAAUUAAAAUAUUGUAAAAUUGAAUAUACAAUUAAAGAUAAUCAAAAUUCAAUAUCGUUUGAUUUGACUCGUCGUGUUUUUAGUCCUAUUCAAUAUUUAAUCAUCAAUGGUCAAUUUUCAUUUAAUAGUCUUAAUAAUUUAUUAUCUUGUCUUCCUGAACUUCAUCAUAUAUCUAUUCAAUCUCUUAUGAAUUCGAAUGAUAAUAUAAAAAUCGACGAUCUAUCUUAUUAUAUUCAGUUACGAUAUUUAAAAUAUGUUUCAUUUAAAAUUAAUUCGAUCGAUUUUAAUAAAUUUGAAAAUAUUAUCAAACAAUUUUUUGAUUAUGUUGAAAUUUUACGUUUGACAAUGAACAGUGAUGAAGAAUAUUUAAAUGCUAAACGAUGGCAACAAUUAAUCGUAUCACAUAUGCCAUAUUUACGUAUAUUUGAUAUGAAAUAUCAAGGUUCGAUUGGAAAUAAAUAUGAUGUUAUCAAACAAUUCAGUUCAUCGUUUUGGACUGAAAAAAAAUGGUUUUUUACACAUGAACAUGAUUGGAAAUCAACAAUGGAUAGAGGAGUUUUCUAUUCGACUAUUCCAUAUCAAAGAAAAGACUAUACAUAUUAUUCUGUAUCGGAUGAACAACUUUGUUCACAUAAUCAAGAAGAAAACUUUAAUUCAGUUAAUCAUCUAUAUAUUUGUAGUAAAAUAAAAGAUCAUUGUUUGAAAUAUUUUCCCAAUGUUAAUCAAUUGACAUUUACAUUAUCCUUCAACGAUUGGAACGAUUCGACUGUAAGAAAUCUCAAUUGUAUGAUUCCAUUGGAACAACUUACGAAAAUAAUUUUUGAACCGUAUCGUAUACCAUUGGAAGAUAUUAUGCGAUUAUUAUAUUUUACAUCUAAUUUACAUACAUUACAAUUUGAUACAUUUGGUUUUCAUCACAAUAAUUUAGAUAUAGUUCGACAAAAUUAUGCUUUUGAAUAUGCAUCCAAGAGAAAUAAAAUAAAAUUUUUAAUUCUUCGUGGUCGAUGUUCAUUACAUGAACUUGAAUUCAUUGUUAAUCUAUUUCCACAAUUGAAAUAUCUCGAAACCGGAAUGAAUAGAAUAGAAAUAAAACAAAUAAUUCGGUUUUUAUUAUCAAAAACACAUAAUAAAACACAACAUUUAUUCUAUUUAUGUAUUGUAAAUACACCAAAAGUAUGCGUAAAAGAAAUCAAUGUAAUGAUGAAAUCAGAAAAUUUACUUAAAAAUUAUUCUAUUAAGUAUAUUAAUUAUAAUUUAUAUUUAUGGUGGUGA